Molecule: messenger RNA, 3895 nt
Organism: Tilletiaria anomala UBC 951
Lineage: Eukaryota; Fungi; Basidiomycota; Exobasidiomycetes; Georgefischeriales; Tilletiariaceae
Exons: 4
Coding region: 378-3824 (1148 amino acids)
Biological process (GO): carbohydrate metabolic process
Source: RefSeq, a predicted model, not a curated record
GACCGCUCACCGGAGAAGGUUCGUGAUCAGGAGUGAGCGUGACAAACGUCGCUGAGCCGCAGUCCGAAACCUUGGCGUUUCUGUGGCAUUCUGUGGCACCCGGCAACUUGACGAGAAGUUUUAUGCAUUGCCCCGCAGCGGCACGUCAGCGUAUAGACACGCGAGAGAGUGGUGUUCUAGAAGCUGGCGGUUGGCGCAAACCAAGUCGACAAGAGCAAGGCGCGAAGCGUGAGAGGAGUUUUGGUCUAUUCGUUUGUCCCCGAGCCUGACCCAGUUCGAAGAGAGGUGAUUUGUAAGUCAAAGUCUGCCACCAUCGGCCAGCGCUCGUUCGAGUCCCAAAGAGGCCGUUUAAGAAGAUUGCCAGAGGUGCUUUCAAGAUGGGCUUCUCGCUGAUCAUCGACAACACGACGCUCGUGCUACUGCUCUGCAUCAUCCUUACACUCUUGCUAUCCAUCUACACCUCGCAGUCUUUUCAGCCUUUACUGCACCCGCUCAUUCUCACACGGCAAGCGGACGUUUCGCGUGUCCGGCACAAUGGCGAAUCCGCCAUCUUCCGGAACGCGAACUCUCCGCCAGGAUUUGACCUGGCUGGUCGACCACGCAGAGGCGCUGAUAACGUCGGCAAAAUGCUCAAGCUUGGUGGCGCGACAAGCGCUGUGACGGGCACCUUUGGACCAGGCAGCGGCGCCCAGGCGCAGUCAGCCGGUGCACAGAGUGUCAGGAUGCGUAUCUACGGAUCACAGACGUCAACAGAUGACAUAUUGGCCACUGCUCAGCGCUUCGGAAAGGGUCUCGAGAAGCUGUGCAACGCACCCGCUCUGGCAUGCGCCGUAUGUGCGGAUGAAGACAGCUUGUCGUCCUGUAUUGCUCUUCUCACGCCAGCGGAGAACGCGGCGUUCUCGCUGCUCGUCAUUCCGGUUGCCCCUGUUAGCCAGGCUCCGGUCAUACUUCCGGCCAGCAUUAGCUCGCGUACACGCACCCUCCCAGCUGCGUUCGCCACAGCAUCCUCAAUAGAGAGGCUCCUGCACUGGAGCCUCCUGGACGCAUCCGCCAUCAUCGUCCUCCCUGACGAAUCGCAGCUCAAACAAGCCCAGCACCUUGCAGCCGGCACAUGCCACCGUCUGAUGACGCUGCAGCAGGUCUGCGACUCUGCCCCUGUCGGAGAAACUGGCAGUACUACCGCAAAAGAAGCUGCACCAGACCUCCACAGCGUCUAUGCGCACUGGUGGAGCUCGCGUGGCAUGCAAUCGGGCUGGGUCCCGAUCGCAAACGGCGCGCUCACGGCCGGCGUGACGGCGCACCUUGGAGCAUUCUCUGCAGACAAGAUCCCGACGCGGGCCGACAGCAUCCUCGUGAAUUGUCCUUCAAUCGUUGACCAGGGAGGAGAGCUGCUCUCGCCGGCGCAUACACCUGCAGGUCUGGUGAUACUCCUACUAGCAUUGUACACCGGUGCAAAUGUGCAGAAUGUUCGCGAAGGUGAUUGGGCGAAGGCAUUGGCUGCUGCGCCCGAGACAUCCAUGCUGUACACGGCGCCGCUCGCCGCUGCCAGCCUCGCAACCUCAUUGACGGCUUUGUCGGCCAAGUCACCGCUAGGUGUUGGCCUGUACGCGAGCAGGAGUAAAUUGUAUGCGCUCCGACAUGGCGUCAACGGCACAGACACUAUGUGGGAUCGCUUCCACUUCAACUCGUUGCGUCGCUCAUCGCAUAUUGACAAGCUGCGCAGCAUCACCGUCGUUGAUGAAGUUGGCAAACAGCUCAGUCAGAAUACUGUCGAUAUACUGCGAGCUUUCACCGGUGGUGCGAUCAUCCAUGCCUACCUGCCUUCGGACGCAUACGUAGCCGAUCAAGCUGAGAAGGCGCCGGCCUACAUUACCGCACCUAUCGCCACCUCGCACGCCGCUGACCUGCAGGCGUUCGAUGUCGGAAUCAACAUGCCGUAUCACGUUGGUCCGCCGAGCGUCUCUGUCGAGAUUAAGCUCGUCGAAACACCUACCUCCAGAGGCGAAAAGAGGUACACGAUCGAGGCUGUCAAGGGCCGCGACGUUGCAUUCAUCAAAACUCGCUGGCCGGUCGACCCUGCUGGCGAAGUGCGCUUGAGGGGAAAAACGGUCGCCGUCGCGCCGCAGUCGCCAGAGCAGACUGGUGUCCAGGCAGGCGAUGACCUGUGGGUGUCGACCGGAGAUAUUGGUUCGUUCAGGACGAAUGGCACACUGGUGAUUGUUGAGAGCAAAACCGGGGCAGAUGUCAUCGAUGUCGAGCCUUUGGGCAGUGCAGUGUCAUCGCCUUCGUCGCGCAAGCACCCACGUCACAGUGCUGUGGGGAGAGCUACGGCGCUGAGCGUGAUAAUGCUCGGCGUGCUUGGUUUGGCAACGGCCGGGACGACUCAGGCAGCCAGUUCGGACGCCACAUACCACCAGCUAUAUCCCCGCGCCAGCAACAGUGGUGAGCCGAAUGUCACUAUGAUCUCUGUAGCUCGGGGAGGACUGCUCUCGGCUCAAAGGCCAAGCUGGGUACAAGGCACUGCUGCCGCCGCGCUGCUCGAGCUCGACAGCUCGAACUGGAACUACUUUGCAGGCGAAGGCAAUGGGCCGGUCUAUCGCGCCGGCAACUUGGAUCCGUCUGCCAGCGGCUUGCCACGCGACGUUGCAAACAUAGCCUACCAUGCCAUCGCCGCGCAAGAUUCGCGGGGCAGGCUCUGCAGCCGCGUAACGGGAGAGGAGGACUUUGAGGCUGGAUCCUCGCUCGAUUCGUCCAUCUGCGCUGUUCCGGUGCUGCUCGCGGCCGUCAAGAAUGGCCAGAUCGUCGAUCACACUCCGGGAAAAGGCUACUAUGUCGAAGGAGCGACCAAGCAGCUCGACUUUAUCCUGACCGGCACCAACCGCACCGUUGACGGUGCCAUCAGUCAACGCAACAGUGAUAUACAGAUCUGGUCCGACUCGCUGUACAUGGUCUCCUCGCUCGCAGUGUAUGGUCUGGUGUACGACAACCAGACGCUGCUGCAAACAGCCUACGAUCAGUUGCGGCUCUACCGACAAGCGCUGCUUCAGCCCUCCGGCCUACUUUCACACAUCUGGGACGCCUCGAACAGCACCUGGCUCGACAGCAGCCUCUGGGCUACGGGCAAUGGCUGGGCUGCAGCUGGUUUCCUGCGGACGCUGGCCUGCAUCGCUCAGAGCUCGCAUUCGAGUGCCAUGCUGCAGCAGAAAGCGGAUCUGUUCAACUGGACCUCGCAGCUGCUGGAUGCUGCGUAUCCGCUGCAGGACCACAGCACAGGGCUCUUCCAUAAUUCGAUGAACGACACACGCACGUUCAGAGACGCGGCUGGCUCGAUGCUUCUGGCUUGUGGGUUUCGUCACUGGGAGUGUUUGUACUGCGCGGAGCCAUCGCUGACGCGUGAUGAGUUCGUCCUUAUUAUGUGCGAUGCAGAUUCGACCUUCCGCUUUGCGAGCAUGGCAGCGGACUCGGCGACAUACAUCGACGCUGCUGAGCAGGUAUACCAGGCCACGUCUAAUCAAUUAGACGAGUUUGGGCACUUUGCCCCCUCUGUGCAGACCGUAGAUGCUCUCGCAUUCAACGUACCAGGACCAACGAGCCCAGAGGCACUCAGCUUUGCACUGAUGCUUGGCGCCGCACGCCGAGACUACCACAAGAAGAAUGUUACGGGUAUCUACGGUCCGGGCAGCAACAACCGUCUGCGUCCGACACUCCAGAACGGCCGCCUUACCAUCGGUGAGAUCGUUAAUGCUGCACCGCCAACUGCAAGCAGCCCGAUUGCUGUAGCAUGCUUGAUUGCCAUCCUUUCGAUCAUCGCAAUCCAGCUUUAAAGUUUUCAUACAUGCCGAUUUGUCAUCUCAUUUCUCCUCACAAGUUCCCUUUGUAUGUGAGAUUCCCACCU